AUGAAUUCUCCAUUAUCACUCCUCCUUCCGGCGCUAUGCCUCGCCAACUUCGCUUCUGUACCAAUUGCAAAACUGAUGGACACCUUCAAAGUGAGUGUUGGCAUUGGGUAUGUUCUUCAUGCCAGCUCCUACAUCAUCGCUAUCCAUUUUGCACUGCCACCAACAUGGAACCUGGACAAAUACCCUGCUCUACCAAAGAACCAGGAGGGGGGGGUAAUGUUACAGCUUGAAGGGGGGUUUCUUUUCUUCUCCUAA
Molecule: messenger RNA, 255 nt
Organism: Fibroporia radiculosa
Lineage: Eukaryota; Fungi; Basidiomycota; Agaricomycetes; Polyporales; Fibroporiaceae
Exons: 2
Coding region: 1-255 (84 amino acids)
Source: RefSeq, a predicted model, not a curated record